AUGAUCCGUCACAACUCAGACAUCGAGGUCCAGCUCCCGGAUGCCGGGACCCCUGUUGUCUCCGAACCUUUGAAUGAACCGGACGUGGAGAUGUCAUCUGAUGAACUGUCUCUCCCUCUGAGCCUCCCUGCCCAUCUCGCCGCUCGCUUUGCCCGGAAGCCAAGUGUGAUUCGUCGCUCAACGGCGGCCUCAUCUCGUCGAGGCUCGAUUUCCUCGCUUCAUUCACAACACUCAAAUGCGUCGUCUCAUGGCGCAUCUUCAACUGAUCAUAUAGCGCAGCAUCUCCGGCGGACUUCCAUCCUCGAGAGUCGAAAGGCAAGGCUUGCCGACCGCGCCUUGCAUGCAGAGAAGGUCAGGUUGCGUGCUGCCCUCGCAAAAGCUGCUACUCGAAACCUGCAAAGAGAGGAACGAGCCCUAGCUGCUCAACAAGCUCGGGAACGGUUAUUAGCUGAGAUUACGGCCAAGUGCGAGGAGGAAGUCCGUCGGGCAAAGAAGAAAGCUGAAGACAACCGGGAAAGGAAGGCUGCUGAGCACGCUCGGCUUCGCUUGGAGAUUGCAGAGAAAUUUGCUGAGGUGGAGAAGAGGCGAAUGCUCUAUCAACAAAGUCAUCGGCGUUGCCGCACAAGUAGCCUAAAUUCCACCGAGGAGAAGAAGAUGUCAAGGGUUUCCAUGAGUCCCAUCACGCGGGAUGCGGCAGCGAGAACGAUUCAACGAGCGUGGAGGACACAUCACUCCAAGCUGAUUAUGCGACAAUUUCUAGACCUAGACCUGACGACCGGCGGCAUCCGUGAAAUGGCUUUUGAGGAUGUCGGUGCCUUGCUGUCGAAGGAUGCAGUGCUGGACACCACGGCCCGGGUCCUCCGGUUCUGUGGGCUCCAAGAUAUGGAGAGUGGGACCAUGGGCGGUCGGGGUGCUGUGCGCACGUUCCUUAGCAGCUACCUGAUUGUCACCCACCCUACAGAGGUUCUAAGCAGUAAUGGGGAACAGGAACAGGACUUGAUCGCCAAAGCACGGGAGCUCCUGGUGGCGUUUGACCAAGUCACCCCAUUACUCUCCUCCGGUUGCUGCUCACCUCUAUUCAUCUCAACCGAGAUCCAGGCACUAUGUGAGGCAUAUAAUGUCUUCUUUUCUGCGUUUCAUGCGUGGAAAACCCAUGACUCCAGCGUCUUGAUCGAAAUCAUGCUGGCCCAGUUCAUCGAAUUGGAGCUGAUCUGGCAGACGGUCAAAGACGAUCGCGCUGGUGGUGUGGCGGAGGACUAUCGACAGGGUAUCAGACAAAACCAGAUCCUACUUCUCACCAAGCUGAAGCGUCUGGCGGGCUCUGACCGGGCAAUGCAGAUGGUUCGGGAUGCCUUGAAGAAGGCAAAACGUGAGAAGAAGCGCACUGCUUCCAAAAAACAAGCUAUCCCGCGGUCAGCGGAAGUUGCGCCGUCCUCAACCGAAGCUCUUACUGAGAGCGUGGCAUCUCCCAUCAGUGAAACCUUUAACAACGUGGACAGUGAUGUCCUGCAGGAACUGGAUAAGCAGCGGAUAUCCCCCCAUGAACGGUUUACCCGGAUCCUCACUGCCCUUCCCGAGAAUCGGGCAUUGGUACAUGAGCUCCUCAUUAAUAAAGGAUUCAAGAUCGAUGAGAAGCAGUAUACGGAGCCGCGCAAGCGGAUCAUGCAGCAUAUGUGUGAAAUGAUGCGCAGAGAUGUGGAUGCCGGCCUCGGGACGAACUGGACCGUGGCCAUGGCCACUGUUAUACAGGAUCGAUUACUGCGUUCGCUUCGGCCAGGCAAUUCGCUCCAUGUGCUAAUCAGCGAAGUGCUGGACCCCAAACUGGUUGAGAAUCAGUGCAAGGCCGGCGCCUUCUCCUACGAUAAUUUCUUCGAGUUCAUGAAUACCAUCCUUCCAAAGCUCUGCGCUCCUUACCGAGACCCUGUGGUCAAAGCCUUUGUCGAGGAUACGUCAGGGGAUGCAAUUGAUCGUCUAGCAAGACUUAUGGGGAUAAUCGAUCUUCUGUCCCUUGACCACACAAACUUCAUGAUUCAGGUAGCGGCUCCGCAACUCAUUCAGGAGGCGCCUGGCUACGAACAGAGAACGUUUGAAAAAGGUGUACAGGAUGGCUCACUAGGCUUGGGGAAGAGCCGACGUUUCUGGCGGACGUACCGAAAGGUGCUUGCAGAUGAGAUGCGGAAGCGAGAUCCAGAGAAUGUCAACGGCGAGCCGCAGCCGCCGAUGGCAAAGGUCUACGCACACGGACUCGUAGAUCUCGUACUAAGCAAUGCCUCCAUGUCCGACGACUUGAUACCAGAAACACUUGAGUUGGAUCGCCACCGGCUAGGACGAUUACAUGCGCAGGCGUUCCGAAUCGUGGCGACGGCUUCCAUCCUCUUGACUGCCAAGAACCUGCUCAAGCGCGAUGUGCGGUCUCAGUGGAAGGCCGAAGCAGACCGGCUCCUGUCCUUGGACUUCAACGAUAUUCAGCCGGACCGAGUCCAGUCGAUCUUAGAAUCCACCCAUCCGAUGCCUCCCAGCGCGAGUGCCCAAUUAGCGGCAACCAUUCGACGAGUGCUGGCGCCCGUGGGCACGGCUUGCACCGCUGCCUCUCCGGCGGGCGCGACGCCGGCAACGGUCGAGAUCCAAAUGGACCCGGACACCUCGACUGCCUCCUCAUCCGCGUCCUCGCCCGCGGGCUCUGCCGGGUCUGUAGGUUCGAGCAGGAGUGGAGCCAGUGCCGCCAGCUUUACAGAUCCCGUGGCGCGACUAAUCCUGUCCCGCCUGCGAGCUCAUGUUCUCUCGCGCCUGAGUGCGUCGAGCGCCAGCGAAAGGGUGCGGACCACCACCACCGCCAGCCAAAGUCUGGCAGGGGCCGGCAUGCCCGAGUUUGUGAUGGAGGUCGGGCAAUUGACGGAUGAACUGGAGAAGGUGCGUGAGGUAGAUUGGUUAUGUCAUGGCGUGGUCUACGAUCGUAUCCUCGCCGAGGGCAUUCCUCCUAGACCGGGAGCAUAG
Aspergillus sclerotioniger CBS 115572 is the source of this 2994-nucleotide messenger RNA. RefSeq names its product IQ calmodulin-binding motif domain protein. The transcript has a single exon. The coding region runs from base 1 to 2994 and encodes 997 amino acids. Lineage: Eukaryota; Fungi; Ascomycota; Eurotiomycetes; Eurotiales; Aspergillaceae. The record is from RefSeq and is a predicted model, not a curated record.